UGUCCAACAUGGCUGCGUCCAUGGUGAGGAGCUGCUGUUAUGUAUCGCGGCAUGGCUCCUCUUGUCUCCUUAGACGAACACGUACUUUCCUCACACUGAAGUCUAAAUUUCACUGUUCUCCUCCUGCACUCAGCGGCCUGCUCUUCUCCCUGAAUAAACGCGGGAUUCUGAAGGAGUCCUUCCCAGAAAACGCAGCGCAGGACCAGCUCCCCCGGCUGCUGCAGUCCGGAGCUCAGACCGUGUACUGCGGCUUUGACCCCACGGCCGACAGCCUCCAUGUGGGCAACCUGCUCGCUAUCAUCGGCCUGCUGCACUUCCGCAGCGCCGGGCACCACGUCCUGGCGGUGCUCGGAGGGGCCACGGCUCAGAUCGGGGACCCGAGCGGGAAGACCAGCGAGCGGGAGCGUCUGUCCGCGGACACCGUGGGGGAGAACACCCGCAACAUCCGGGAGAGCAUCCAGAGGAUUUUCACCAACCACGAACUGCACUUCCACGACGGCUCCAGAAAACUGGGCAACGUGACGGUACUGAACAACCUGAGCUGGUAUAAGAACUGGGGCGUGGUGGGGUUUCUGUCGGAGGCCGGGAGGCACUUCAGGAUGGGCACCAUGCUCAGCCGCCACAGCGUGCAGUCCAGGCUGAGGAGCGCAGACGGUAUGAGCCUGACAGAGUUCACCUACCAGGUGUUCCAAGCUUAUGACUUCCACCACCUGAACCAAAUAUACGGCUGCAAGAUUCAGCUCGGAGGCACCGACCAGCUGGGCAAUUUGAUGUCUGGCCAUGAGUACAUUCACAAAGUGACUGGUGAGGAGGUGUAUGGCCUGACCAUCCCCUUGGUGACCAGCUCUGUGGGGGACAAACUGGGGAAAACGGCAGGAAACGCAGUGUGGCUCAACAGAGACAAGACUUCACCUUUUGAACUCUACCAGUUCUUCCUGAGGCAGCCUGAUGCCAGUGUGGAGGGGUACUUGAAGUUGUUCACCUUUGUGCCUCUGGCGGAGAUAGAGAAGCUAAUGGAGCAACAAAGAGAAGAUCCAAGUAAACGCCUUGCACAUAAACGACUGGCUGCAGAAGUGACAAAACUGGUGCAUGGAAAGGAAGGCCUUGAGAGCGCUAAGAGAUGUACCAACGCUCUGUACCACAGCAGUGUGCAGGCCUUGGAGGAAAUGAGUGACGAAGAACUGCAGGAACUCUUCAGGGAGGCUCCAUUCCAGGAACUGCUGUUGGAACCAGGGACCACUGUGAUAGACGCCUGCCGCAAAGUCAACGCCAUCCCUGAUGGUCCCAGAGGGUAUCGGAUGGUCGCAGAUGGAGCGGUGUGGCUCAAUCACAAGCGGGCAGACAAACCGGAGCAGGUACUGAUCCCCAAACUCCACAUCCUGUCUAAUGGACUCACCCUGCUCAGAGUGGGAAAGAGGAACUUCUACAUCAUCAAAUGGCUCAGUCUCUGAGAUCGAUCAAGCCUCCACGAUACUGUAAUGGACGGACUGGGAAGGUAGGAGACCACACCUCAGCAGGGUCAGUGAGGAGCCCGUGAUGGACUGAUAUUUUCUUGGGUUUUUGCUGGUGCGUAAACCCUUAGUGAUUUCUUGCUGUUGUUAUAUAAAUAUGUACAUGUACAGAUGUGAUGUAUAUCUAAAGCUAUGGUAUUAAAAAGCAUUUGAUAUAAA
Amphiprion ocellaris (clown anemonefish) is the source of this 1670-nucleotide messenger RNA. It is a transcript of the gene yars2, whose product is annotated as tyrosyl-tRNA synthetase 2, mitochondrial. Gene Ontology annotation, molecular function: tyrosine-tRNA ligase activity; RNA binding; ATP binding. Gene Ontology annotation, cellular component: mitochondrion; cytosol. The record is from RefSeq and is a predicted model, not a curated record. The coding region runs from base 9 to 1451 and encodes 480 amino acids. The transcript is spliced from 5 exons. NCBI's taxonomy places the organism in Eukaryota, Metazoa, Chordata, Actinopteri, Pomacentridae. Gene Ontology annotation, biological process: tyrosyl-tRNA aminoacylation.